Molecule: messenger RNA, 1353 nt
Organism: Paramacrobiotus metropolitanus
Lineage: Eukaryota; Metazoa; Tardigrada; Eutardigrada; Parachela; Macrobiotidae
Exons: 3
Coding region: 1-1353 (450 amino acids)
Source: RefSeq, a predicted model, not a curated record
AUGAUUGUCGAGAUCGUCGAUCCUAUAUCGGGAGAUCCCGUCCCAUUUGCACCUUGGUUUACAUCGAAAGAAGAGAGGGAAUAUGCUAAUAUGGAAAAUGAAAAAGCACUGGCGAAUCUGUACAAUAUGCUGCCUGAGGACAAGAAAAAAGAUGUUCAAGCUAACAGAAACGGAAUUCUGAAUAUCAUGUGUCAUCGAGCUGCCGACGAUGGAGCCUAUGUCAGGGCAGAGGAGGAAGGUCAUGCUGGUGAAGGUGAAGAUGAAGAACAGAUGGAAGCCGAAGAUGCUCCAUCAGGCGAAAAUGCUCCCCAGGCGGAAGAUGAACCCAUCGAUGAGAAUAACCCCAGACGAUCGAUGCAACGGGCGAUCGCGAUCAUGAUGGGAGCAGAUCACAAGAAAGAGGAGGAAGAUGAUGAUGAGGACACGGUUCAAGAAGAAUCGGAAGACGAGGAUCCAGCGCCACGAACGUCCAAAGACGAAUCUAAAUCGAAAUCGUCUAAAGAGGAAUCGAAACCGAGGUCAUCUAAAACUGACACAAAGUCAAAGAAAUCGGAGAAAUCAGACAAGGGGACUGAUAAACCCGGAAAGACGGGAACGGAAAAGUCAAAAGGGAAAGAAGGAAAAAGGAAGGACCAAUCCCCAUCUGACGAUGAAGAGAGUGAAACCGAGGAUUCGGAGGAUGACGAUGUCGUGGAGAUCGAUGAGAGUCAGAGAUCCUCGACUACUACACCGAAAAAGGGUGUUAUACGAUCAGCAACAUCGCCGGAAGAAAAACCGAAACCACCAGCUAUCGCGAUAAAGAGAGCGAUUAAUAUGGGACAGAUUAUGGCAGCGUCAACUCAGAAAGAACGUAGAGAGAAAGCGCAGAAGGAAAAAGGGAAACGUGAAGCAUCUCGCGAGUCGACGGCAUCAGAGUCAGGUCGUCCAAGUACAUCGACGGUCGCUUCGAAGUCGAAGCCCAACAUUCCGGUUCGGGCCACACGAAGUCAGACGGUAGAACUGAAGGUGGCACCUAACAGCUUGGAAGCGACUCUGGAAAAACCGAAACAGGCAGCGUUGGAAAAACAGAAGAAAAGUGCGAAGAAGAAGAGUACCAAGAAGAAGUCUAAGCCUGCGGCAGUCCGACGUAUCGAUGAAGUCGGAUUAGCACAAUAUACCAGAAGACAGGGUAAUAGCGACUUGGAAUAUUCUGAACCAGAAGAUAAUCAACCUUUUCCCGACUUCGAGGAAUUAGGGGAGGACAACGAUAUCUUAACAGAUAUCUUAACAGAGGAUGAUCUGUUUGAGGCUGGGAAAUUCGCCAUGCGAACAAUACGCACACGAGGCGAUACCUCAGUGACGGUCCGGUUUUGA